GAGCGCGGCGCCUCCUUCCAUACAGUAGGUCCUUCGUGGGUACAACUCUCGCAACUCAGCCAUGGCGCUCCUUCUGUCGGUACUUGUGGCGUGCAUCGGGGCCGCCCUCAGCUCCGUGCACCCACCAGCCUACGGCCACCCACACCCCCCCGCCUACGGCCACCACGCCCCCGCCUACGCCCACUCCUACUGCGACCCCACCGCCGCCCCCGCCUGCGCCGCCAACUCCACGCUCUCCUACUGCCUCGAGGACCCCGAGUACCCCGAGUAUGAGAUCAAGGGCGCCAUCAGCGCCGACCACAUCUUCGCCAAGAAGUACGCCGACGUGGCCGACCAGUCCGCCGACGACCUGGUGGAGACGGUGGCCAAGAAGCAGGAGGAGGCCUUCGACUACUCCUACUACACCGGCGCCUCCACCGGCGCCUCCCCCUACGACGUGACCCACUGGGCCGGCCCCGAGGGCUACAUCUGCCCCUCCGACGUGGCCUACGCCAGGCCCCGUCGCGCCCUCAACGUGGAGGGCAAGUGGCGCGUCAUCGUCAACGACGUGCACUACUACACGCAGACGGCGCGCCUGGAGACCUGCCUGUUCCCCGAGGCCGCCUGCCGCGCCCUGGCGCCCUGCUACAAGAGCCACUGCACGCAGAAGUACGUCUACCACCGCCUCCUCUCCUUCGACCCCUGCGACCCCUACAAGGGCCUCUUCAUCGACAUCUACAAGCUGCCCUCCGCCUGCUCCUGCCACAUCCCCGCCUAAGCGCCGCCCCGCCCCAGCAGGCAAAUUGUAAGACCCUACCGGAGCCGAGAGAGCCCCGAUGGCCACGACGCAAGUACCGACACGCACUGUAACCUUCCCCCGGCGAUCAAGAGAAGCCCCGAGAUGACUUGAGAACUGCUUUCUUCACGUGCCACGCCGCCACCACCAUCGGCCACCCCAGGAACUCCCGGGACGCUCCCAACGCCACUCUCCCACCCCUCUUUUCACUCAUUUCCUUCCCUUCCCCACCAAGAGCCACGCUGAACAACACCAAGCGAGAGAGUUGUACUUUUUAAUAAAUAUUUAUGAAUUUCA
Molecule: messenger RNA, 1072 nt
Organism: Eriocheir sinensis (Chinese mitten crab)
Lineage: Eukaryota; Metazoa; Arthropoda; Malacostraca; Decapoda; Varunidae
Product: protein spaetzle 3-like
Exons: 2
Coding region: 62-757 (231 amino acids)
Biological process (GO): central nervous system formation; innate immune response; regulation of Toll signaling pathway
Cellular component (GO): extracellular region
Molecular function (GO): growth factor activity; Toll binding
Source: RefSeq, a predicted model, not a curated record